Molecule: messenger RNA, 2199 nt
Organism: Tachyglossus aculeatus (Australian echidna)
Lineage: Eukaryota; Metazoa; Chordata; Mammalia; Monotremata; Tachyglossidae
Gene: SLC16A12
Product: solute carrier family 16 member 12
Exons: 8
Coding region: 226-1677 (483 amino acids)
Biological process (GO): monocarboxylic acid transport; transmembrane transport
Molecular function (GO): monocarboxylic acid transmembrane transporter activity
Source: RefSeq, a predicted model, not a curated record
ACAGAUUCAGCGAUGAUGAAGACAAAAACUAUCAGCUGACCCAAGUCGGAUGAGCCAGGGAUGGAUUGGGGAAACAGACAUGGGAAGCUUUCAGAAAUCCCGGACCCUGGAGAAGGCAGGAAUUCUUUGUGUGUAAAAUCAUCGGGCUAGCGGAAUCUGCCCCAAACCACCACUGGGCCAUUAAAGUGGCUUUGCGGAGGAGAGAGAAGCUCAUCAGCAGACACGAUGGCGGCCCCAAAGAAAGUCCUGUACGCAGCACCCCCGGAUGGAGGCUGGGGUUGGAUGAUUGUCGCGGGCUGUUUCCUCGUUACCAUCUGCACUAGGGCAGUCACCAGGUGUAUCUCCAUUUUUUUUGUGGAGUUCCAAACCCACUUCGCUCAGGAUUAUGCCCAAACUGCUUGGAUCCAUUCCAUUGUAGACUGUGCCACAAUGCUAUGUGCUCCGCUUGGGAGUAUUGUCAGUAAUCAUUUAUCCUGCCAAGUGGGAAUCAUACUAGGAGGCUUACUUGCUUCUUCUGGUCUCAUCCUAAGUUCGUUUGCCACCAGCCUUCAGCACCUCUACCUCACUCUUGGAGUUCUUACAGGGAUUGGCUUUGCCCUCUGCUAUUCUCCCGCCAUAGCGAUGGUGGGCAAAUAUUUCAACAAAAGGAAAGCCUUGGCUUACGGCAUAGCGCUGUCGGGGAGCGGGAUCGGAACCUUCGUCCUGGCCCCCGUCGUUCAGGUCCUGAUCGAACAGUUUUCUUGGCGUGGGGCGUUGCUUAUCCUCGGCGGCUUUGUGCUGAACCUCUGCGUCUGCGGCGCUCUGAUGAGGCCUAUUGCGCUCAGAGAUGAUCGCCAAAAUCCUGCCAAACUGGACCUUGUCUCCAAAGCCCACAAGCCCCAUUUCAAGCACUUUUCUCUCUGCUCGCCUUUGGCCCAAGACUGGACCGGGACCAAUCUCUGCUGCUCGUCCCGGAGGGAAUACGACUUUUUACUGCUGCCAGACUUCCUCGUGUUGGCCGUGUCCGUCCUGUUCAUGGCAUACGGCUGCAGCCCUCUCUUUGUGUACCUUGUGCCUUACGCGUUGAGCGUCGGAGUGACUCACCAGCAAGCGGCCUUCCUCAUGGGCAUCCUUGGGGUCAUCGAUAUCAUCGGAAAUAUCACCUUUGGGUGGGUAGCGGACCGAAGGUGUCUGAAGAGCUACCGACAUAUUUGCUACCUCUUUGCGGUGGGACUAGAUGGUCUCUGUUAUCUCUUUCUUCCGCUACUCCAGAGCUUCCCCCUCCUCGUGCCUUUCUCUUGCACCUUUGGGUACUUUGACGGUGCCUACGUGACGCUGAUCCCGGUCGUCACCGCGGACGUGGUGGGCACCAGCUGCUUGUCGUCGGCCCUUGGCGUGGUGUAUUUCCUCCACGCCGUUCCCUACUUGGUGAGCCCCCCCAUUGCAGGGUGGCUAGUGGAUACGACUGGCAGCUACACUGGCAGCUUCCUCCUCUGUGGAUUUUCCAUGAUCUUCAGUUCAGUGCUACUCGGCUUUGCUCGACUCAUCAAGAGGAUGAAAAGAAGCCCUGCCCCACAGCCCGACCCCAAACUGCGCCUCUGGAGUAAUGGAACCGUAGCUUAUUCUGUGGCAGGAGAAUUAGACCAGAAGGAAGGCGAGGUCGUGGCCCCGAGGGGUACCACUUAUGCCAACACAUGACAAAGACAGUAGCCCUCCCCGCCCUCCCUCCCUGCCCGCCAGCCUCCAAGCCUUCAGCAUUGCCACUCCGUCUGGGGAAGGUUUAUUUUGGCUACCACCAAAGGAGCAAUGUCUUUUGUUACUUUUUUUAAAAACAACAACAAGCCAACUGGUAUAUAAAGAACACAAAUCAUAAAAUAAACCUGGAUCCAUCAGCUGUAUUUUCUUCAUUCGAGCCGUAUGCCAGAUCAUUUCUGAUUUGAUUCUUAGGCCAGCCGUGUUCCAGGGGAAAUGUGAGGAAGCUGCUACCAUAAUUGAAUGCAAUUAGAAGUAAUGAUUGGACAUUUAACAAGCAGGCCCUGGGGCAAAUGUAAUGAAGGGCUUCUUAACGGCGCUGAAGGCAGGGCGAGAGUUUUGAGAGAACACUGUUCCAAUCCCAUAAAGAGUAGUGAUGAAUAGAGAAAGAAGGGGACUUAACACUUCCUCGUUCUGCAACCCCAAUAUUCAUUCAUUCAAUCGUAUUUAUUGAGCGCUUACUGUGGG